AUGUCCAAGAUGCGGCUGACAUCCAGGAGUAGGGAGAGAAGAGAGCGGCAGCAGGAUGAGGUGAAAUUUGAGGAGUGCGAAAUGAUUCCAAAAUCAGGAAAAUCUCCGGCAGACUCGAGGAAAGUUGUCAGCAUCCACGAGUUUGCAGCACUUGCCAGAUCCUCUUUAAACGGUAUCUCCCAGGUGGUGAGGGACCAUGUAACGAAGCCAACAUCCCUCGCUCAGGGCCGGGUAGCACACCUCAUAGAGUGGAAGGGUUGGCCAAAAACGUCCAACCCACCCCCGGCCCCCCAGUCCCACUUCAACUCCUACUGCCAUCUGACUGAGGGGGAGAAGGAGGCCCGCUUCGCUGCAGGAGUGGCUGAACAGUUUGCAAUUGCUGAGGCCAAGCUGCGUGCCUGGGCAUCUGUGGAUGAUGAUGAGGAAGAGGAGGAAGACUCCAAUGAGGAGGAUUGCCAGUCCAAUGAACAGACACCCACUUUCUCCAGCCAGAACACAGACAUCGCCAAAUCCAAUCCCGUUUCUGGAGCGACAUGCCAGGCUGAGAUUGACAGUAGCGAGGCUCCACCCUCUGUGAGUCCCGUGAGCUCCAGCAGCAGCUGUGGCAGAUCUGCAUCUCACAGUGACCCACAUUCACCUCAGACUAAUUCACCUACUUUGCACGAUGAUCAUAUGAGCCCAUUCCUGGAGGAGGAGGAAGAGGAGGAGGCAGAGGAGGAGCUGGUCGCUCACAAAGAGCAUCUGGUUCCCCUGCAAGAGCAUGGUGGCGAGGUCUGCAUCCACCACAAAUCUGAAUGGAGACCCCGAGCCAGGAGCAGCAGGUUCGACUCCUGCUACUCCACCUCUCACUCCGAGUCACCCGGAGAGGAGGACGAAGAGGAUGAGGAGGGGGAUGGGAGCGUUUUCCACGAGGCUCGGGUGUGGCACUGCAGCCCGAGAGGCUUCUUCUCUGACAGGGCUUCCUCUGGAGUGGCGUCAUUCGAUGAGGAGGAAGAGAGGGACGAAAUGGAAGGGAAGAAGGAAGACGAAGAGCAUUUCAUGUAAUGUGUAAACCAUCUUUCCCCCAGCGAGCCGAUCCUUAA
Molecule: messenger RNA, 1082 nt
Organism: Lampris incognitus (smalleye Pacific opah)
Lineage: Eukaryota; Metazoa; Chordata; Actinopteri; Lampriformes; Lampridae
Gene: fam131aa
Product: family with sequence similarity 131 member Aa
Exons: 5
Coding region: 1-1044 (347 amino acids)
Source: RefSeq, a predicted model, not a curated record